CUUUUAUUUAGCAGCUUGUGAAUCUCUGUAUUCUAUUUUUGAAAGUCUGGAAUUCAGAUUAACGACCACAGGAUCGACUUUUAGUCUGAUAGAAUUAAAUUUGUUAAGAGAAACACAUUUGUAAAAUCUCAAUGAAGUAAAAAGAUAAAUCCCGUGACCUCAUGGAAGCCGCUUGUCUAGAGAAUAAAUAAAACCUGUACAAGUUAUCACAUGUGGAAGGAGACUGCCAUAGGACUAUAAGUAAACUGUUAGUGAAACUGUUCUCCGAUGUGAUUAUCUCACGAGAACUAUCUAUCUUAUAAACUUGAAUAUUCGGCGACAUGCACCAGAGUAAAGGCAAUACUUUUCAUUUUAACAGACUAGUUAGCACCUCAGUAUUACUCUCUCCAUCCUUAAAGACCUGUGGCGGCAAAUCGUCAGGUUUUUGUAUCUGACUUGGUUUUAAUUCUUGAACAGUCUUCCCAAUUCCUACCACAUUUGAAGGAUUGACAUCGACGUCCCAUUCUGGUUCUGACAGGAUAUUGGACAACUAAAGUGACUAUAGGCCAAUCGAAUUGUUCUUCGUAAGGCUCUACUCAGUGUUCUAGCCGUAAGUUCUGGGAGUUAUCAUGAAUUCAUCCUUUUCGGUAGUGCUCACACUGACGGAUCAUAUUUUCCCUGCCAGUUUCUUUCAUAUGCUUAGACUAUCUUUUAAUACUAAUGCCUUCUGUGCGUUUUUCAUUUUCGCCACACACAACUGCUCUGUCAUUGCGAAGAUUCUUAUUCAAUUUAUAUCUAAGCUGGUUUCUCUUCUAACCUUUGUCAGAAUCAGCUGGAAUAAGUUUUCUUGCGUCAGUUAGUUUUAAUAAGUUUGUGGAAAUCCACUGGUUUCACUUGAUUGGAAUUCACCAGUAUUUAGAUCUAGACAGCAGUAAGUUGGUUACUCUUCAGUGACCUAUCAGUGAAAUCUGAUGGCGUUUACUAACCUUUGGCUGUAGGUUGCCAAUAUUGUAUACUGCUGUUUGUAUAGCAGAUUGAAUAUCGUGUCAAGUUUCCUUAGGAGGAGGAUUUCUACCAUGUUCAGACAAAUGCUUAUCUAUCCUCUCCUUGGAUACACAACUGGCGUUCUUAUCUUCCUAUCGAGCACACAUAGACUUCUGCAUCCGUUAACGUGCAAACAUACACCUACUCGUACUAACACAUUAUCACAGUCCAAGAAGAUAAUUCAAAAACAGCUACAACUCACUGAUUAUUUCCAUCGUUGAUUGAUAAUGAUAUUGGUCUGCGUUAACCGUUGGUUUGAUGCUGACGGACUCCAAUGUGGGACAGUCUCUCUACUUGUGCUUGAAGUCGGUGGUGACUAGAAACAAAUGAUUGUCCGGAAAAAAUUGUAAUCGACAAUCGUCGUUAUCGGCCUGCCAGUAUAUGACACUGUAUAUACCUCCAAGAUACUUUUCUGAUUAAUUCAGGCCGCCCAAAUGACGUUUCAGCUUCCCUGUCUCAGUAAUUGUAUUUGAAUACGUUACUUUAGGCAACUCAUGCUUUUUGUCAUUCAAAGUGAGUUUACUCUGUGAUUUCGGUUAGAAGUGGGUAACAGACUUCACUGAUUUGUUGUUUACUCUAAUGUAAAUAAUCUAUUUGUGAGGGAUUCUUUGUCCAUUAGUAUUUUUUGUAGGUAGACAUGACGACUCUUCUCUUCAUAAUUUUAUGCCAGAAAAAAACAACUGUUGAAAAUAAAGAGGGAGAAAGGAUUUCUGUGAUUGGAUUUUGAGAUGUUCAGAUUACCUCUUCAAGCAUAUAAACGACACUUUCAACCUUCCUCAUUUUUUACAUUUCAUCGUUUCUCCACGAUUAUUAUGACAUUUUCGAUAACCCGUAGGACUUAGUUAAUCCUGGAUAUCUGUCAGAAGACUUGAACAAUUGCUUUCUCACGUUAGAUGUUCAGUUAACAAAUUCACGAAUUCAAUUCGCCGUGAUAAUUGCAGAUGAAGAAUAACAAGUUCAACUGAAAAAAUAUGAAAUCAUAUUAUUACGUGGACUCUUUUGAGUUACUUACAACACUUAAUAUCAAAAUGUAGGACUGACAAUAAUGACACAUACUUUCUCAUAAGUUGACAACAAAUUGUUGAUUAGAAUAAACGAGUGAUAUAGAUUUAGGAUGUUAAAUCCAUUCCCAUCAGUAAUUUCAUUGUUAACUUUAUAACAGUGCUUGUUUUUCCAACUUGCAUCCAAUUUUCAUAUUGUUGGGGGAACAGUAGGCAAAUGAAAGAAAACUGCGAAAUAAAAUGACUCCACAUUAUUUCUUAAUAGGAUUAUCAAUUUGCAAGUUAUUUACAAACUCUGCGAUCCACAUUGACAUUUUUUCCACCUGAGUAGUUUUUCAACUGCCUGCCUGUGGUUUCAACAGUGUUUACGUGAAAACGAGGUGUGAUCUCUGAUACGAAUUGCCAUUAACUGAUGAAAUGUCUUAAUGAACAACAUGAACAGUUAGAAACCAUUCACGCUGAUCUUCAGGUUUCACUAGCCAGGUGGAAGUGAACUAAACAGUGGAUGGUCUUUUUGCCCGUUCUUGACUGAGGUGGUUAUUGGUGUACUCGGACGAAUUCAGUUUAUAAAGCCGAAUUGUUCUAAUCAACUAAACCUAACUAACUGACAUGGAUUAACCGGUUCACGAUGAUCGGUUUGCGAGUUGUUUGCAGAUUGCACAGUCCAUGUUGACAUCAGAAGUUUUUCAACUGUAUCAUCAGCAACGUCCUCGUUGGAAAUCAUCCUUUCAGUUUCACAAGGUAUGGUCUCUGGGAUAAAUUACCAUCAACUAAAGAAAUAUCCUACAGUUCUGUUACACUUUAUUUACUAACUGUUCCUGAACUGAGAACUGUAUCAAGUAUUGCGAAUUAUAUAAUAUUUUACAGAAUUCAGCAAAGUAUGUGCCUGCUUGAAGGUAUAGUUACUGUGAUAAGGCUGCAUUUAUGAGUUAUUUGAGACUACACUUUGUAACACUUAGUCACAUGUAAUUGACAGUUUUGUCAGUGUCGUUGAAAAGUUUACUAUACUCAAAGAUAAAAAGAUCUACUUUUCACAUAUAGUUUAUGUAAAAUCAACAUGGCUAUACAAAAUAAACAGACUCAAAGUGGUAAAUAUGAUGAGUAGAAAACUACUGUGAACAAAUCAUAAAAUAUUCAAAUUAGGAUGCUAUAUACUAGUAUAUUAGUCCUCGAUUCUAAGUGUCGUCAAGUGAUGAGGUUUUUUAAAGUGUCAUUUUCUUCCGCUUCCUUAUCAUACUCUUUUAUACAUUUAAAGCAUUUUAUUAGCAUGCAAUAUGGUUGCGGUAUUCAGCUAUCUUGUAUCUAUCAUUCACUCAAGAUACCUGAAGACAAGAAGAUAAUAUGGAGGCCCUAUAUUUAUGCACUUGUAAACACUUUAUUAACGCACGUAGUUGUUUCUCACCUAAAGAAGUUUUUCAGUUGGUGUGAAUUCACUACAACAGUACCUACAGUGGCUUAUUUUGUACGUGCAAGAUGGAAAAUGAUUACCAAGCAAUUCGUAAAUGAUUUAAUUGAAAAUGGGGUAAUUCAAGCAAGAAACAAUUCUAUCGUAACGAUAUCAUGCAGUCAUCUUAAUGAAAUUACGGAAAGGCAUAUCUUGAAUUCAAAUAAUUUUCAUCCACCUACAAAUCUUCUUAGUCUUAAUCAACGUUUAAAACUACAAAAUGGUUUGUUUGAUGUAUUCAAACGUAUGAGAGUUGAGUUUCCGUCUGUUUACGAACCGUCUUUACAAUCAACUAAAUCAGCCUUCACUGCUUUAUUGGCUUUUCGUUCACUAACUUAUUCAGUAGGAUUUCGUCGAUUUUGGAUUGCUAAAUUGGACAUUCUGGAUUGUUUCAAUCAAAUUGUUCACUCAAAGUUAUUAGAAAUAUUUUCAACUGUUUUUGAUGAAAUUAGCGUUCAUAUUUAUCCGCGACCAAAUAUCCAACUACUUAAACGUGAAUUGGAAUGGGUUUUAACAGAAUCCCUUCUUUCUAUUGGUGGGAAUUUAUACUCAUUUGUGAAAGGCAUUCCACAAGGUUCUUGUAUUUCAUCAGAUCUAGCAAAUAUAUAUUUAUCUUGUUUGGAUCGAGAACUGUAUGCAACGCGUAUUCUUUGGUCUCCACAUAAAUCGCUACAAAAUUCUGUAUUCGAAACAACUAAUCAUAGUGUCAGUAAAUAUUCAACUAUUCUUCGUUAUUUAGAUGACUACUUGUGCAUCUCGACUUCUAAGAAGGAUUUAUUGAGUAUUAUGACAGAAUUACAAAACAAGCUUAAGUCUUAUGGUUGUGCAGCAAUGAAGAAAAAUCCCAGAAUAAUUUAUAUAAUUCAAAUACUCCUAUCAAAUGGCUUGGAAUUGAAAAGUAAUCCUCCUGUAUUUUGUCGAUUUUCUGGUCAGCCAUUAUCAGCUGCUAAGUGUAUUCGACGAAUAUGUAAGUUUCGGCUUCAUCGGUCAACUUGGCGUUUCACUUUCUACAAAAUUAAAUACAAUAUUAAUGUUAAAAGAAAUGUAUUUGAUUUCAGUAAUUUAAAUGCAAAGAAGAAUGAUCAUGUUUUCCGAAUCAACGCUAUUCGACUAGGUAGUAAGAUAGCUGAUAUUAUAUGGAUAUCUUUGAAAACUUCACCUGAGAAAGAUAAAUUAACUCAACCAUCAGUUUGCAGACGAUUAGCAAGUAAGCCUAAUGUCAUUAAUUUAGGACUUUUUUUUUUCAUGAAUAUGACUUAUGAAGAAAUGAUUGAUUUAAAUAUUAUUCUCAUCAUGAACUGGUAUCGCUUCGAAAACUAUUUUAAGUCAAAGGAAAUUGGACAGUUGUAUCACAAUAACUUUGAACAGCCUUGUGGUGUAAACUCUGUAGUAGAAACGAGAUCAAGUUCAAGAUUUCCACUUCUUAUGACAAGUACAUCACAUUUCAGCAGUUGUAUUCUAAUUAAGUUGUUCACACCUUUCAACUUUGGUCAAUUCAUCAGAAAUCUGACUAUCAUUGAAGUUUUUACUCUCGAUUUAGUUGUUAAAAAUGACAACUUGAAUGACGUAACUGCCAAAUACCGGCAAGUAAGUGGUGGGAUCACUUCUCGAAGUCGGACACUAGCCGAAAUUAGCGAAGAAUUGGAACGAGUUAAAAUUGAAAUGGACGAGAAAGGCUCGAGUAUGACAGAUGGAUCAUCUGUAUUACGUAUUAAACAAGCUAUUCAAAGACUGAAGUCAGAGAUCACUGCAAUGGAUAUUAGAACUGGUGUUUUGGAACACAUUUUGCUGCGAACACAUUUAAGGGUUCGUGAAGAUAGUCAAAAACCCCUAUUUUCUAAAGUGAUGGAACCAUCAAAUGGAGGUGGAGCAUUUGUAUUUUGA
This is a messenger RNA of Heterobilharzia americana, 5352 nucleotides long. NCBI's taxonomy places the organism in Eukaryota, Metazoa, Platyhelminthes, Trematoda, Strigeidida, Schistosomatidae. The record is from the annotation of a GenBank genome assembly.